GGCCUGAGUGAAGCAGGCUCGUGGGCCAGUGGUAACACUGGGAUUAAGAAGUUUUUAGAACCCGGGAGGUCGCGGACCGCUGCUUCGCGGCUGUCAUCAUGCCACAAAAUGAAUAUAUUGAAUUGCACCGCAAACGAUAUGGAUAUCGUUUGGAUUACCAUGAGAAAAAGAGAAAGAAAGAAGGUCGGGAGGCCCAUGAACGUUCAAAGAAAGCAAAAAAAAUGAUCGGCCUGAAGGCUAAGCUCUACCAUAAACAGCGCCAUGCCGAGAAAAUACAAAUGAAAAAGACCAUUAAGAUGCAUGAGAAGAGAAACACCAAGCAGAAGGAUGACGAGAAGACUCCACAGGGAGCAGUCCCUGCCUACCUGCUAGACAGAGAGGGGCAGUCAAGAGCAAAAGUACUUUCCAACAUGAUUAAGCAGAAGCGGAAAGAAAAGGCGGGAAAAUGGGAGGUCCCUCUACCCAAAGUUCGUGCCCAAGGAGAAACAGAAGUAUUGAAAGUUAUUCGAACAGGAAAAAGAAAAAAGAAGGCAUGGAAGAGAAUGGUUACAAAAGUCUGCUUUGUUGGUGAUGGUUUUACAAGAAAACCACCUAAAUAUGAAAGGUUCAUUAGGCCAAUGGGUCUACGUUUCAAAAAAGCCCAUGUCACACACCCUGAGCUGAAAGCUACCUUUUGCCUGCCUAUACUCGGUGUGAAAAAGAACCCCUCCUCCCCGUUAUAUACAACCCUGGGUGUGAUCACCAAAGGGACAGUCAUUGAAGUGAAUGUAAGCGAGCUGGGCCUUGUGACACAAGGAGGCAAGGUCAUUUGGGGAAAGUAUGCUCAAGUUACCAACAAUCCUGAAAAUGAUGGGUGCAUAAAUGCAGUCUUGCUGGUUUGACAGUGACAUCAUACAAGUCACUCCACUCACUACGGAAGACUACAGUGUCAGGAAAACACCAUCGCUGUGAUCCUUCUGAACUACCAAUCAGCCUUACCCCAUGUGCAGUCAUCAGGAAGUAUUUAUUAAACUGUAAAGGAAAAUAAAACACUGCCCAAUUUACAGUUGGCA
Messenger RNA from Rattus norvegicus (Norway rat), 1052 nucleotides. RefSeq names its product NSA2 ribosome biogenesis factor (gene Nsa2). The coding region runs from base 99 to 881 and encodes 260 amino acids. Gene Ontology annotation, cellular component: nucleolus. The transcript is spliced from 6 exons. The record is from RefSeq and is marked validated. NCBI's taxonomy places the organism in Eukaryota, Metazoa, Chordata, Mammalia, Rodentia, Muridae.